Molecule: messenger RNA, 2295 nt
Organism: Oncorhynchus tshawytscha (Chinook salmon)
Lineage: Eukaryota; Metazoa; Chordata; Actinopteri; Salmoniformes; Salmonidae
Product: zinc finger protein 260-like
Exons: 4
Coding region: 339-1895 (518 amino acids)
Biological process (GO): regulation of transcription by RNA polymerase II
Molecular function (GO): DNA-binding transcription factor activity; RNA polymerase II cis-regulatory region sequence-specific DNA binding
Source: RefSeq, a predicted model, not a curated record
CGUUACCCACUCCAGCCAGCAGAUGGCGAUGGGCGUCUUUCAGGUGAUGCUUCAUGCGUGACGUAUAAUGGACUGGACGGGACGCUUCUUCAGGAACAACAACACGGCUUCUCUUUCAACCACCUCGGUAGCUUGCUAGCCAACAUAAAACUGAAAGAUUGAUUAUUUAGACCAUGUUAUUGUACAUUAGCUAAUCUCAGUGUUUUAAACUAAUUUCGGUUGACGUGUCUACUGGUUAACUUUAACCUAAUGUGCUUGUUCAAUUUGCAAACUUGUUAAAGAUUGAUACUGAGGUUAGCACUAGGCUAGUCGCUAAUGCUAACUAACUAUCCUUGACCAUGAGCUCACUAAACUACUCCUCCCCUGCUAAAGAAGAGGUCUACUCUAUGGAGAAAGAAGCUCUGGGACUGAACAUCGUGGAAGUAGAAGAAGAGGAGGGUGUUACAGUGAAAAGAGAGGAAGAAUCUUUCAGAAUGAUAAAAGAAGAGGAGGAUAUUACAGUGAAAAGAGAGGAAGAAUCUUUCAGAAUGAUAAAAGAAGAGGAGGAUAUUACAGUGAAAAGAGAGGAAGAAUCUUUCAGAAUGAUAAAAGAAGAGGAGGAUAUUACAGUGAAAAGAGAGGAAGAAGCUUUUAGAGAGGAAGAGGAUGCUGUCUCAAUAAAGGUGAAGGAGGAAGACGUUUUGGGAGUGAAAGAAGAGGAGACAGAAUAUCUGAUUAACACCCGAGACAGACAUGACUAUCGUGGAUCCUCUGGGGAGCCUCAACAACAUCCUGAUGCUGACGAGGCAGAGAAGAGUCUCUCCAGAUCAGAACACCAGAUGGACAACGCUAGCCCUUCCUCCCUCCCGGAGUCCCUAUGUCAUGCCUCUCCCGGUAGCACCUUACUGCUGGGUAUGAAGAGGUUGUCUGUGCUGCUGGUGGACUGCAGGAAAACAACAGGGCUGAGUGGAACUGUGAGAGGAGGAGAAGAGAAGAAAGGAUCAGAUUUAACUCAAAGAGAGAGACCAGACUCGGAGGAACCAGAGCCAGGUAUGUCCAAACCAGCAAGACGACACCAGUGCUCCCAGUGUGGAAAGAGUUUUAACCAAAAAGGACACCUGAACCAACAUGAGAAAAUACACACAGGGGAGAAGCCUUACCACUGCUCCCAGUGUGGAACGGGUUGUAACGGGUUAAGGGACCUGAAACAACAUGAGAGAAUACACACAGGGGAGAAGCCUUACCUCUGCUCCCAGUGUGGAAAGAGUUUUACUGUGUUAUGUAACCUGAAAACACACGAGAGAAUACACACAGGGGAGAAGCCUUACCACUGCUCUCAAUGUGGAAAGAGUUUUAACCAGAAAGGACACCUGAAGCAACAUGGGAGAAUACACACAUGGGAGAAGCCUUACCACUGUUCCCAGUUUGGAACAGGUUGUAACCAGUUGAGGGACCUGAAACGGCCUGAGAGAUUACACAAAGGUGAGAAGCCUUACCAUUGCUCCCGGUGUGGAAAGAGUUUUACAACGAUAGGGACACUGAAAAUUCACGAGAGAAUACAUACAGGAGAAAAGCCGUACCACUGCUCCCAGUGUGGAAAGAGUUUUACAACAUUAUGGAGCCUGAAAAUACACGAGAGAAUGCAUACAGGAGAAAAGCCGUACCACUGCUCCAAGUGUGGAAAGCGUUUUACCCACUUAAGUAAUCAGAAAAAACAUGAGAGAAUACACACAGGGGAGAAGCCUUACCACUGCUCCCAGUGUGGAAAGAGAUUUAGCGAGUUAGGAAGCCUGAUGGCUCAUGAGCGAAUACACACAGGGGAGAAGCCUUACAAAUGCUCAGACUGUGGGAAAACAUAUUACUCAUCACAGUCACUUAAAAGACAUGUGAGAGUCCACACAGGGGAGAAAACAUGAAUUGAACAUGGAGUUUGUCAGUUUGAAUAAAGAGUAGAUCAGAUUCCUUGUGUUUAAAUGGUCAGAUAAUCAAGUGAUAUUUGGAUGUGAUGCAUUUGAAAUUAAAUGUAUCACAGACUCUGUAAUGUAAAAUGUUAAUUAUAUGUGUCACACAUAACUGAGUAUGACUAACCUUGUUAAACUGUCCUAUUAUAAUCUCCUGUUCCUGGGAGUAUCAUCCUGUGUUGCAAACCAGCUGCACCUGCAUCCUUGUAUGAAUAAAGUCCCUCCCAGGAACAGGAAACUAUAAAGAUAUGUGCCCAUCACCCACUGCUUCAGCAAUUCAGACUGUCUACACUGCGCUGUGUAACUCUGUUAUUCUCUCUGAGCUCAGAAAUAAAGAAUCUCGGUUUGACUUGGA